CUGAAUUAAUGAAAGACAGCUUGACUGUCUGACACGUCGCAUUCUACAGAAUUCAGGCGUGAUUUCCUAGUGCCUUCAUUAUUCUCUGAACUGCCAACGGCGCAAGACGUGUAAAACGCCUGCUUUGACUACUAGAACCUUUCAAGUCUUCUAAGAUUAGUAUUGUGUGAACCAUGGCAAGAUUCUACGGGGCACUGGAUUCAAACUUAGAUCUGACAAUUUAUUUACGAGUAAUUCAAGAGAUAGAGGUCAGUGAUCUAAACAACUCUGAGAGAAGCCUGUUCAAGAAUUCUGUUGAGUCAACACUACAACGAUCAAACAAAUAACAGAAUGGCCAGUAAGCGGUUGCCCCGUCCCGAAAAUCGUGGAUCAGGAGACAAUUUAAAAUGUGGCAAUACAAUUCCGCCAGAGGACUACUCCUGACCUCGACUUCUCCUUCACGAUUAUGAAAAGUGAUUUAUUUGCAUAAAACCGAAUUGUUAUCGAUUACUUUUUGCCGAGACACUAAAAUACAGCCCGAAGUGCGCAUGCUCUUUCCAAUGAGCGAGUGUUUUGAUAAUACAACAUGUCCGACACCUUUCAAGUGGAUGCCGAGCUCGAGAAACGCACUAAGGCCGAAGCCACAAAGAUAAGAACAUAUCACACAAGCACACAAACCUCACUCGUGGAUACAUACUGGGAGAUGACUGCGAUACGCAAAAUGACUCUGGAAGAUUCCCAAAACAGAAGGUAUGCCUUGACUUUCUCCGACCGUAAGCUCACAUUCUACCUCCAAAAUGAUCUCCCAGGCCAUCCCUUAUAUACCCACUUGACAGCACUUGGAAAUACUGUAUCUGAGCACUCAUUCAUAUAUUUCCUGGAAGCACUGCAGUUGACUACCAGAUCACUUCGCGACACUCACUCAUAACUCAUUGCCUGGAGUUACUAGAUUGAGUGUGAAAUCAUUUCUGGUCAAUCACUCGUUUAACAAAGAUAUAAUGAUUCCACGCCGGUGAGACACUUUUCAAUCAUAUAAUGCUUAAAAUGAUUAAAGCCGAGUAACUUGAGACCCAAAUGCGAUACUCUCUCACCAAGGACUGUUUGGAAGUCGGUACUGAAGAUGAGAACAAGUGGACUACCUAUUCGUGCGACAUACUUAUCCAAUCAAACACUCGUCAGUAUGAGACCUGCUUAGGAGCUCCAAAUCACUUUGUAUCAUAAAUAUUUUAGUCAAUGCUUCCAUGGAGUUCACCCGUACCAGCCGACCACUUCGUCACACUAACGCAUCAGUUUGAAAAUGACUUCAGUUAAGUUACAGAUGAUUUUGUGACACACCCCCACGAAACAACACUUCGUCGCACAGCAACUGAGCACCAACAGACCAGUAACUCUCAUUAGCCCAAACUGGCAAGAGGUAACCCUCCAGUAACUGAAUUAAAUGUUUACAUCUAUCCUUUACGCAACAUCCACUGCUUUCGACAUCAACAGAACACAGGGCAAUGCCAUUAUCCUGAUUACAGAUCACUAUGACUCACCAUACGUAUAUUUUCCCUAGGUUGGAGAAGAGAAUGUUACAAGCUCUUAUGGUAGGUAUCUCGCAAUUCCACCGAGUUCUUAACUCGCGUGUAUUGUAAUCUUUGUCCAUUACACCUCUCAACUCCAUUCUUGAACUAAAUUCCUGUUUUCUCACAGAAAAAAUAUUACCAAAUAAUCAAAACUCACCAAAGCUGUUUAAUUUUUUUCGAUUAGGAUGAGCUGUUGGUCAUUCGUACCAGAGUCGAUAGGGCUUAGUGAUCUUUCAAAGUAAGUGCAUAGCAAUAGCUUUACUUUGGGAUCCCUUUUUCUGUGCACAUUUCCAUUUUUCAUUCAGUGAAGCAACAGAUACAUGAGAUUUGUUAAGGAAUGCUCCCAUAUCAUUUUCUUUUCGAUGUCCCCCAUCUAAAAGUCAGCGAGAUACAUCCUGCACGACUCUUUUAACAAUUUCAAUAGUAGAAUUUGCCAGCAUUUUUUAACAGCGUGGAUGUACAUCACAUUCUUCAAGUUGCUUUAGUUCUCCUUCCACUUAAUAAACAGGACGACCUAAUCCUCUUUUUUUCCUCUCACUCCAACUAACAUACUGUUGGUGACUGAGGACGUUUGAUGUGUGAAGCAUGACUGGAAAUAACGCACUUAUGAGAGUCUUCAAAAACAGUCUACCAGAGGAUCUAAGGAAAUUAAAGAAAUGCCAAUGUACGCGUGAAGCUAAAUUUAAAAAUCAAAUAGAAUAGCACCCAUCCGAGGCUAUACAUGAAAGACUGUGCAAAAUACUUAUAAAUUAUGUAUGUAGAGAUUGAAACCUGGUAAAGAUCUGCAUUUUGGAAUGUUACAGAUAAUUAUCUAAGAAGAACCAUAGAAACAACACAUGAAUAUACAGUAAAGAAAAUCUAUAAAACAACGAAAAGAUAAUUUUGAACUUCCCUUUAUUUUUUGCGUCUAUUUUUCAGGGCUGUCUAUCUAUUUUUCAUGCAAGUCAGUGUUGAAAAAAUUACAACAACAAAAUAAUAGAUUGUAUAAAAGAGUCACAAGAACAAGGCCCAAGUUGUUCUCCCUGCUGAUAGUUAUUUCCCUCCUCUCGUUGAAGAAUGUUUUCGUGAUUUUAAGUGAGGAGAAUAAAGAACUGAAAAUGUAACUUAUUUAAACAAUUGUAAAGGUUUGUUGUAAAUAACUACGAAAUAACCUCAUGUGUAGUUAGAUAAAAAAAAAAAUAAAAUCGUUGGAAAUCACAACUUA
Molecule: messenger RNA, 2748 nt
Organism: Stylophora pistillata
Lineage: Eukaryota; Metazoa; Cnidaria; Anthozoa; Scleractinia; Pocilloporidae
Source: RefSeq, a predicted model, not a curated record